AUGAGUGCAAAUAAAGUUGUGAAUGGACUGGAAAUUAUUGACAAUGGACAAAACAAUUUUGUAUGUGAAGCAUGUGCAUAUGGGAAGCAGUGCAAGUUUCCAUUUCACAAAUCUGAGCGAGGAGAACUACAGCCAGGUUAUCUAGUUUAUAACGACGUUUGUGCACCUAUGAGUAUCUUAUCUAUUCAAGUUAUUCUUGAUGAUGAAGUUACAAAUGUGAAUGAGAGUGAAGCACAAGAAUCUAAUGUGGAUGAUACUCUAGUUGAAAGUCAGUUAACAGAGAGCGAAGAUAGCAUGCUGAGUUGUACCGGUGAUGACUCAGACUGUGAACCAUCUCGAGAAUUGCAAGAUUCAACAAUACAUACAAAAAGUUUAAGACCACGCAUCAAUAGAAAUUAUGAAGCAAAUCUGGUAGAGCUGUCAUUGCCUCAAACAUAUGCAGAAGCACUGAAUAGUCCACAAAAGGCUGUGUGGUAUAAAGCUAUAAGAGAAGAAAAGUCUGGUCAACGAAACCUUAGUACCAAGUGGGUUUUCACCAUAAAGAAGAAUGAGAAUAAUCAGAUUGCACGCUAUAAGGCUUGUUUAUGUGCACGAGGGUUUAAUCAGAUUAAGGAUAUUGAUUAUCAAGAAAUAUUCUCUCCAACAACCCGUUAUAAUUCUAUAAGAAUUAUACUUUCUGUUGCUGCAAAGUAUAACUUAAAAAUUCAGCAGUUUCAUGUAAAGACUGCCUUUUUAAAUAGGUAUCUUGAAGAGGAUAUUUUUAUAAAUAUACCUGAGGGUUUAUCAAUUAAAAGUGAUCUUGUGUUAAAAUUAAUUAAUCACUGUAUGGUUUAA
Molecule: messenger RNA, 834 nt
Organism: Parnassius mnemosyne (clouded apollo)
Lineage: Eukaryota; Metazoa; Arthropoda; Insecta; Lepidoptera; Papilionidae
Source: the annotation of a GenBank genome assembly